This is a messenger RNA of Anastrepha obliqua, 621 nucleotides long. It is a transcript of the gene mRpL27, whose product is annotated as 39S ribosomal protein L27, mitochondrial. The coding region runs from base 90 to 521 and encodes 143 amino acids. The transcript has 3 exons. NCBI's taxonomy places the organism in Eukaryota, Metazoa, Arthropoda, Insecta, Diptera, Tephritidae. The record is from RefSeq and is a predicted model, not a curated record. Gene Ontology annotation, cellular component: mitochondrial large ribosomal subunit; ribosome. Gene Ontology annotation, molecular function: structural constituent of ribosome. Gene Ontology annotation, biological process: translation.
AAAACAGCUGAUAGUGACAUAAAAGAAUUUCACUAAAAACGAAAAGGUCUAUGUUUAUUUAGCAAUUUUAUUAAUUAAAUACAAAGAUAAUGUCCUUCACAAUAAUGCAAAAAUUGUCACUGCAGUGCCUGAAAGGGGAUCAGCCUUUAUUGACAACUAUACGUAAUGCGAGUAAAAAGACGGGAGGCAGCACGCGCAACAAGAAAGGUCACCCAAGACCAAAACAUCGUGGCUGGCGUGUCCAGGACGGACAUUGGGUUUCACAGGGCACUUUGCUAGCCACGCAAUUAACUACGCGUUUCCAUCCAGGCAUGAAUGUUGGAUUUGGUCGAAAUGGUACCCUCUACGCCAUGGAGCAUGGGCGAGUAUACGUAACUUGUGAAGAGUUGGACCCGAAUUGGGAUCACAGCUGGGUACAAAGAAACUAUGCCGGUCGCGAGGGCCAAACCAUUUAUAAGAAAUUUUUUAAUGUUAUUCCUGAGGAGCAACAUCAGCGCUUUCGAUUAACAGAAGAGAUUUAGAGAUAAAUGGGUGUUGUUUUUGUAGAACACUAAACAUAUAUAUACAAACCUAAUCUGAGCCUAAAUGCUUUUGUUAAUACAGUUUGAAAUUUGGAGAGAG